AUGGCCGAUGUGCACGAAUGUUCUAAAUUGAAAGUAAAUUUUCUAAGAGAGAAGAAUAAGUCCAUAGCAAAACGUAAGAAAUUAUUAUCUUCUGAUUAUAUUAUUAAAAAAAGACAACCUUUUGAUACAAAAAAGAAACGCGAUAAAGAUAUAUUUAUUACCAAUAAAACAAACUUUAAGGCUCAAUUGAAAAAGUGUGAAAAACUCUUAAAUAAUGGCAAUUUUGAAGUGAUUAUUCAUGGUCUUGGUUCUACCAUACAAAAAGCAUGCAGUUUGGCUUUACAAUUAAAGGAAAUACAUUAUGGUGGUAUAGAACUAGAUAUCAAGACAUCUACAAUAUCUAUUAUUGAUGAUUUUGAACCUCUUGAUGAUAAUAUAGAUUAUGAAACAAUUAAUCGAAAUAAUUCAGCAAUACAUAUUCGUGUUUAUAGAAAAUUUUCAAUAAGUACCCUUAAAUAUCAAGAAUGAAAUAUAAUUUUUCAAAAAAUAUUGAAGAUUUUUUAAUAAACAAUUUAUUAAAUAAAAAAAAUUUAUAAUAUGAUAAAUGAAAAUCAUAUUAAUAAUAUAUAAAAUCAAAUUAAUAAUUAUAUCAGAUUUAAUCCCUUUAAAAUGAUAUUUUCUUUACAUGAAUUAGUACAUUGGCUGGGACUGACAAUUUUUGAAAUAUGGAUAAAUUUAGUUUCAUUAACAAUCUUCACUGUGUUAUUAGCUCUUAAGUUGGAUGAUAAUUAUUUCUUGGGUCAUACAGGAUGGUGGAUAGUAUUUUCACCACUUUUUGUUGCAGAUGGUUUGAAUACUUAUUUUUGUGCAAUUAUUUUCAUAAGAAUGCAUUUGGAAGGAAUGACUAAAGCUGCUAUUUUAAGAGCAUUAUGGAGUAUUAUAUUAUUACUUUUAAUAUUUGUGUUUAAAUAUCUUUUGUGUAAAAAACUAUCAGGUCAAAGUCCUUUAGAAUAUUCAGAAGUUUUAAGUCCUAUUUUUAUUCUUUUGCAAUUAAUUGCAGUUAGAGCAUGUCAACUUCAUUGACUAUUGCAGAAUAUUAUUAUCUAUAAAUACAAAAUUCCAAUAAAAUAUUCAUCUUAACUAUUAUGUAUGUAAAUAAUUUAUAUAUAUAAUAUAAAUAAUUAUUACCAAACUGUUCAAAUUAUUCAUGUCUUAUUUCAUUAUCUUAGUAAUAAUAUUGUUACAAAAAUAAAGAAAUUAUAAUGUGAAUAAUAGAAUUGUAUUUAAAAGUUUAAUUUGAUAAAAACAAUAUAAAUAUAAUAUUGUAAUAAAGAAUGAUUUAUUUAUA
Messenger RNA from Apis cerana (Asiatic honeybee), 1288 nucleotides. RefSeq names its product ribonuclease P protein subunit p20 (gene Rpp20). Gene Ontology annotation, biological process: tRNA 5'-leader removal. Gene Ontology annotation, molecular function: nucleic acid binding. Gene Ontology annotation, cellular component: ribonuclease MRP complex; nucleolar ribonuclease P complex; nucleus. NCBI's taxonomy places the organism in Eukaryota, Metazoa, Arthropoda, Insecta, Hymenoptera, Apidae. The record is from RefSeq and is a predicted model, not a curated record.